AUGUCGUUUUCUUCUAUGGAGAUAGGCUCGCUGUUCGACGUCAAAGACAAAGUAGUGCUUGUCACUGGCGGAAGCCGCGGGAUUGGCAAAAUGAUUGCGACGGGCUUCGUCCGAAACGGCGCAACGGUGUACAUUUCGUCGCGCUCGGCCAAGGCGUGCGCGGACACGGAGAAGGAGCUGAACGCGCUGGGAGCCGGGACGUGCAUCGCGCUCCCUGCGGACAUGCAGCAGCUGUCCGAGGUCGAGCGGCUGGCGAAGGAGCUCGGCGCGCGGGAGAAGGUGCUCCACGUCCUCGUGAACAACGCAGGCGCCGCGUGGGGGGACUCCGUCGACGACUAUCCGGAUGCGGCGUGGUCGAAGCUCCUCACGCUCAACCUCCAACGCGUCUUCAACUUGACGCAGAAGUGCCUCCCGCUCUUGCGUGCCGCGGCGGAGCAAGGCGGGAAGGUCGGCGAGAGCUACCGUGACCCCGCCCGAAUCAUCAACAUUGGGUCUGUUGAAGGCACCCAUGUCCCCGGACACGAGACCUACGCGUACGCGGCCUCCAAAGCUGGUCUGCACCACCUCAGCAGAGACUUCGCCGGCCGACUUGGGUACGAGGGCAUCACGAGCAACACGCUCGCGUGCGGUACGUCUCCCCUAAAUUAUGCGCUGAUGGCGCACACGCUCGAAACGACCGGAGACGUGAUCACGGCUGCCGUGCCUUUACGGCGGGUGGGCUCGCCGGAGGACGUCGCCGGUACAUGCAUAUAUUUGGCGAGUCGCGCCGGGGCGUACGUCAAUGGUGCGACCAUUCACGUUGACGGAGGGAGCGUUGUGGCGAAACCGACGUUUGUUCCGAAGCUGUAG
Molecule: messenger RNA, 849 nt
Organism: Epithele typhae
Lineage: Eukaryota; Fungi; Basidiomycota; Agaricomycetes; Polyporales; Epitheliaceae
Product: NAD-P-binding protein
Exons: 6
Coding region: 1-849 (282 amino acids)
Molecular function (GO): oxidoreductase activity
Source: RefSeq, a predicted model, not a curated record